AAUAUUGAGUCAGAGAGAGACAAAAAAGUACCUAGAGAGAGAGAGAGAGGGGGGGAAUGAGAACUCCUUACUGUGACAAAGCUGGAAUGAAGAAGGGUACAUGGACACCAGAAGAAGAUACAAAGCUAAUAGCAUAUGUUACAAGGUAUGGCUGCUGGAAUUGGCGACAACUCCCCAAAUUUGCUGGUCUAUCAAGGUGUGGGAAGAGUUGCAGAUUAAGAUGGAUGAAUUAUUUGAGGCCAAAUGUGAAGAGAGGAAAUUAUACUAAAGAAGAAGAGGAAACCAUCAUCAGAUUGCAUGCAUCUAUGGGGAAUAAAUGGUCUGCUAUUGCUGCUCAAUUACCCGGAAGAACUGACAAUGAGAUCAAGAACUACUGGCACACCAACCUCAAGAAACACGUUAACCAAAAGACGGUCAGGGUGAUGAUCAAUGAUGAAGAAAACUCUAGUAUCAUUGAAACAAAUCAAGGAGAGAAGUCAAUCAGACCAAUCAACGAGUACAAAAUUCAAAAUUCUGCUAAUGUUGAAGUUCUUGAAAGCUCAUCGUCUUCGUCGAUGGAAGAAUCAGCAACGGAAUUAGCCUCAGCUCUGACUGCAAUAGAGACAAGUUCGGACUUGAUUCGUCAAGACGAGCUUGAUUUCUGGGAAACAUGUGGUGGAGAUUUCUGGACUGAACCAUUUGUGCCAGAUAACAUGUAUAACCAUUCCAAUGAUCACUACCUCGUGUCGCUGGUUGAACCUGCUGGAGAAUUUCAAUCUCCAUAUCUUGAUCAGGAAAUUUUAUGCUCUUAUGGUUUCUACUAAAUCAAGAUCACCUCCCUCAAGGCCCUUAUUCUCGCCUUCUAUUCUUCUUUGCUACAUCUUUUGCAACGAUAUAUAUAAUGUCAGAGGUGGAUUUGUAUAAUGUUAGUGUUUGUGAGGUUUUUUUCCUUCUCCUGCUACGAAUCCUGUCCAACGUGGAAGGACCAAGCACAUGAAUGUUCGGUUUCAUGCUAAGAGAAGCAAAGAAGAGUGAAGAAGUGAAGCUGGUUUAUUGUAUGGUGGAGAGUAGUUGGUCUAAAGCCUUCUAGAAGACUUGUAAGUCUAUGGUGAUUAUAGAGAAAUAGAGCAUAUAUAUGUUGAUGGCGAACCUACUCUCUCAUUCUUCUGCUUUGAUUUAUGUUUAUGGUGUAUAUUUGUUUUCGAAACUUCUAUCUAAAGAGAAGGGAACUAGAGCUUACAAUAUGAAACCAUA
Messenger RNA from Tripterygium wilfordii, 1233 nucleotides. RefSeq names its product transcription factor MYB15-like. The transcript has 3 exons. NCBI's taxonomy places the organism in Eukaryota, Viridiplantae, Streptophyta, Magnoliopsida, Celastrales, Celastraceae. The record is from RefSeq and is a predicted model, not a curated record. Bases 57 to 803 code for a protein of 248 amino acids.